Molecule: messenger RNA, 1813 nt
Organism: Diabrotica virgifera virgifera (western corn rootworm)
Lineage: Eukaryota; Metazoa; Arthropoda; Insecta; Coleoptera; Chrysomelidae
Product: pickpocket protein 28-like
Exons: 13
Coding region: 1-1746 (581 amino acids)
Biological process (GO): sodium ion transmembrane transport
Cellular component (GO): membrane
Molecular function (GO): ligand-gated sodium channel activity
Source: RefSeq, a predicted model, not a curated record
AUGUUAAAAACCGAUAGUAUCAUCCGCCCAAGGCGAAUUCAAGCUUCAACCGUGAAUUACCUGGAUAAUAAUAAUUUUAAAAAUGGAGUGCAACCAGUUUAUAGGAUUCCAGAUGCCCCGGAUCUAAAAGUUAAUAUUGCAAACUUUGGAAAUAAAGGACAUAUUCCUGGUUCUAAUAGAUCGCGGAAAGAACAAACCAAGAGUAUUACUGGAAAAGUUUUGUUGGAACUGGAACACUAUUGUGACAAAACAACUUUACAUGGGCUGCGAUAUGUCGGAGAUACAUCGUUAACAGUCUGUGAAAGAGUAUUUUGGUUAUUGUCUUUUUCCGUCGCAAUCGCUUUUGCAGCUUACUAUAUCUCAAACAUCUACCAAAAAUGGAAUUCUUCUCCCGUUAUUAUUAGUUUUAGCCCUUUUGAUGCUCAACUGAAAAGCAUACCAUUUCCUUCGGUGACUAUUUGUAAUAUGAACCAAGCGAAGAAGACAGAAGUCAACAAGAUUAAAGCAGAUGGAAAUCCGUUGGAUAUGAAAUUAUUAGAUGACAUCUGUAACGGCAAUGAUUCCAACCAUAACAACUACACUGAGCAAUAUGACUGGACCAUGUUACGAAAUUUCUUGAUAAGAGUAGGAAAUUCUUGCUCAGAUAUGUUGAAGGCUUGCAAAUGGUCCAGCGAUAAGAAAAGCUGUGAGGAUUUAUUCAACAAUGAUUUGACCGACGAAGGAUUGUGUUGUUCAUUUAAUAGAUUACCCCCUACAAAAAUAUUUAGAAAUCCAAACGAUAUAUCGCUUUUGAACCAGACUUAUCCGGAAAACGUUUAUGACUGGAAUCCAGAGAUUGGUUUUUCGAAUUUAGAAGAUUAUGAUGACGAAAACAUGGUUCCUAAAAGACCCUUAGGUGCUGGAGCUCAUUUGGGCCUUUCUAUUCUUCUGGAUGCACAAGUAGACGAGUAUUAUUGUUCAUCAACGAGCAGUAUUGGAUUUAAGGUUAUAAUCAGCAACCCUAUAGAGACGCCAAAAAUGGCAGAUUUUGGAACUCUUUUAAGUCCAGGAGUAGAAGCUAGAUUUUCAAUAAAACCAUCAGUAAGAGAAGCAAGUGCGAAUUUAAGAAGCGUACCGAUUAAGAAGAGACAAUGCUAUUUUGCCAACGAACGGAGAUUAGUAUAUUACAGAUCUUACACUCAGACCAACUGCAACUUGGAAUGUCAGUCAAACUACACCUACGAGAAAUGUAAAUGCAUUCCCUACUAUUUACCUAGAAACAAAUCAAUUAAGGCUUGUGGAAGGAGGGAUCGAGAAUGUUCACAGGAUGCUAAAGAAAAUAUGGAGAAAAUUAAUGGAAAUGGCACCAGCUGCAGUUGCCUACCAGGUUGCUUCGAGUUGGUCUUCACAGACAUGAAAUCUUUUGGCCAAUUGUCCAAAGUACUGAACAUUACUACUUUUGGGGAUGAUGUGGUCAUUAAUACCACAUACUUGAUGAGAGAUAUGGCUGUGGUCCAUUUCUUCUUUUCAAAUUCUCAGUUUUCGAAGCUGGUGAAGGAUGAAUUGUAUGGGUUUACUGAGAUUUUGUCCAAUGUUGGAGGACUACUAGGACUUUGCAUGGGUUUCAGUUUUCUUAGUGUAGUUGAGAUUCUAUACUUUAUAACAAUUAAAAGGUUAUGUUGUUGGAUUCGCGGGAAAAGAAAAAAUAACCAAAAAAUUGAGAUGUUGUUUAACAGCGGUGUUUCAAAAUAUCCAUUUAUGAAAUAGUUAGGUAUAUUUUUGUAACGAAAUAAGUAGUUAUAUAAUAUUGUCAAAAAUGUGGAUAUAAAUUAAA